Molecule: messenger RNA, 3128 nt
Organism: Pseudocercospora fijiensis CIRAD86
Lineage: Eukaryota; Fungi; Ascomycota; Dothideomycetes; Mycosphaerellales; Mycosphaerellaceae
Exons: 1
Coding region: 150-2540 (796 amino acids)
Biological process (GO): Mo-molybdopterin cofactor biosynthetic process
Molecular function (GO): pyridoxal phosphate binding; molybdenum ion binding; molybdenum cofactor sulfurtransferase activity
Source: RefSeq, a predicted model, not a curated record
ACCUCCAGCUUCAUCUGUUCAUCCCUCUCCUCAAUAUCAUCAAUGCUGCUUCUGGACCGGAAGUAUUCCCACAAGUCCUGGUGGGAAGAGUUUGGGUGAAAGAAGGUCACAGCUGCUCUUUCUGAGCUUAUCAGCAGGCCUCUUUCAAGAUGUCAUCCGCCUUCAAUCAUGAAGCAUACAACGACUAUAUUGAGCACAUGCGGAUGACAGAAUAUCCGAUGCUGGAGGACAGCCUGUACCUGGACCAUGCAGGCGCCACUUUGUACAGCAAGAAGCUCAUGGACCGAUUCCAUGCCGAGAUGAUGAGUAGCCUGUACGGGAAUCCUCAUUCGGCAUCGCCAUCUAGCCAGCGAUCUACGCAAGACAUUGAAAGCAUCCGCAUGGAAGCGUUGAAUUUCUUUUCGGCUGAUCCAAAUGAUUUUGAUCUGGUUUUUACUGCAAAUACCACCGCAGCAAUCAAGCUAGUAUUGGAGGCCUUUCGCGAGCACGAGAACGGCUUCUGGUAUGGCUACCACGCUGACUCGCACACCAGUCUGGUUGGCGUCAGAGAGGCUGCGAAGGCUCAUCGGUGCUUUGAGUCUGACGACGUUGUUGAGAAAUGGCUAGAAGAACCCCCCGAGGCCGGACCGUCUCGCUCUCUCUUCGCAUAUCCUGCGCAAUCCAAUAUGAACGGUCGAAGAUUGCCAACGAGUUGGACUGCAAAGGCUUCAAUCAAGAAUUGCUUCACGCUUUGUGAUGCUGCAGCUUAUGCCGCCACCGCGCCACUCCGUCUGGACGAUGUCGAAUCUGCGCCAGACUUUACAGUUCUUAGUUUUGCCAAGAUCUUCGGCUUCCCGGACCUAGGAGCACUGAUAGUGAAGAAGAAGUGCGCGCACUUGUUUGAGCGAAGGCGGUAUUUCGGAGGUGGCACAGUAGACCUGGUUGCCUGUGUCAAAGAAGAAUGGCACGUUAUGAAGUGUGGUUCCAUUCACGAACAGCUCGAAGAUGGCACCCUGCCGGUCCACAGCAUAGCGGCACUCGGGGCAGCAAUCAAGACUCAUGCUGAACUGUUCCGCUCCAUCGAACGCAUAGCUUGUCAUACAGCUCGGCUGACUACGCGCUUAUAUGAGGGUCUGUCAUCGCUCGUGCACAUGAAUGGCAGGCGUGUAUGCAAAAUUUACACCGACCAUCGACUUUCGUACGACGAUUGGUCAACGCAAGGUCCAAUUGUAGCAUUCAACCUUAUGGAUAGUCAAGGUCGAUGGGUCAGCAAUGCUGAAGUCGAGAAACUGACAUCUAUCAAGAAUAUUCACCUUCGGACCGGUGGUCUCUGCAAUCCUGGGGGCAUCGCUAAUGCGCUCGAUCUUUCGCCCUGGCAGAUGCGAGAAAACUUCUCGGCUGGCUUCAGAUGCGGGAGCGAGAACGACAUCAUGAAUGGCAAACCAACGGGCGUGAUCAGAGUAAGCUUAGGAGCCAUAAGCACGAUGAGUGAUGUGGCAAGGUUUCUCGAUUUUAUCACACAAUUCUUUGUGGACAACAUUGACCCGGCCCCAACAUCCGCAUUGUCCCAUCAGACACUGCCGAUCGAGAAACUUGGUCCCAGAUUCUAUGUUGAGAGCUUGACGGUCUACCCUAUCAAGUCGUGUGCUGGUUGGCAAGUACCUUAUGGGGAGCCUUGGGAUGUUCGUACGGAGGGCCUGGCCUGGGAUCGCGAAUGGUGCAUUGUCAAAAAGGGCACUGGCGCAGCGCUCAGCCAAAAGGCAUAUCCGCGCAUGGCUCUCCUUCGACCUCAUCUCGACUUCAAGGCUGGCGUUAUGCGCGUACGUCUGAUCGGCAGCGUAGAGCAUAUUACGAUUCCCCUCUCGAAAGAUCCGAGACAAUUCACCACACCAGAUUUAAGUGAAAGAUUAUGCGAUGCAUCCGUUUGCGGUGACAAGAUCAAAGCACGAAUGUACACCUCGUCAGCGAUCACAGAAUUUUUCACGUCAGCUCUGGGUGUGCCGUGCACUCUUGCCAGAUUUCCAGCCGCGUCGCAGUCGUCGCCGUCUGUCCGGCACAGUAAAGCUCAUUUACCAAACGACAGAGGAUCUUCUCCAAGACCCAUUCUACUCAGCAACGAAUCGCCCAUCCUCACGAUCUCGCGAUCCUCCCUCAAUCGUCUGAACGAAACGAUUAAAGCCAAAGGCGGAAAAGCAGCCCACCACGCUGCAUUUCGUGCCAACAUCAUUGUUGCAGAGAAUCCACUAUCGCCACCCGGACAAGAACGUCCGUGGGCAGAGGAUGACUGGGUUAGAAUGACGAUUGGAGAUGAUACUGGCGAAACGCAAUUCGAUUUUCUCGGAGGCUGUAGACGAUGUCAAAUGGUUUGUGUAGAUCAGAAGAGCGGAGAAAAGAAUCAAGAGCCUUUUGUUACGUUGGCGAAAACGAGAAGAUUCGGUGGAAAAGUCAUGUUUGGAGUCCACACCGCUCUCAAAAGUGGGGAGUAUGUGCAGGGUAGGACUUGGAGGAUCAGUUCGGGCAGUCCAGUGAAGACUUGGAAUAGAGGGCCAGAUGAAGUCUGAGAAAUCUAACCCGCUUUCGAAAUGAACCAUGGAUAUGAAGCUGGCUGAGAUCAGAGGUCAUGGCAUCUGGCAUGGUACCGAGGUCAAAGCUGACCGAGUUGAUAUCUCCUGGGGUGUUGUUCAGGGUUGUAUGCUGGAUUUGGUGACGGAUAGAAGAUCUAGGAGACAUUCUUUGCCGCCAUACUUCGCGCUGGCACUACCUUCUAACCAAGACAAGCUUGUCAUGCCGAUGUCUUGCGGUGCUUUUCAGAAUCCCCGAGGAUGAGCGGUUUGUAUGUAUAGUGGCGGUAGGUUCAGUGUAUAGUCCUGGCGUUUGGUCAAACCCACAUCAAGGUGGAAGUUUCACGUGACGUUCUUGAUGGAUUUCCAAUGUUGCUUUCGUAUAGGUGUAAGGCGUAUAGGCGAGGUAUGCAGGAGAGGCGCGCAGUGCCCAGUGCAUCCUCUCAGUGCAUUUACUGCUUUUUCUUGCCCUCCUUACCACCGGCCUUGCCCUUCUUCUCCUCAUCUCGCUUGUUGAUAGCCUCGAUUUCCUCUGCCUCUUUCCUUUCCGCAUACCACUGUCCUGCCUGCAGAAUCAAUACACCAACC